This is a messenger RNA of Lathyrus oleraceus (garden pea), 807 nucleotides long. RefSeq lists its product as uncharacterized. Bases 1 to 807 code for a protein of 268 amino acids. The transcript has 2 exons. NCBI's taxonomy places the organism in Eukaryota, Viridiplantae, Streptophyta, Magnoliopsida, Fabales, Fabaceae. The record is from RefSeq and is a predicted model, not a curated record.
AUGGCAAUGACAUUCCUAAAUAGAAAUUUGAGCAUCAUAAGUUACAAGAAUUCAAGAGGCAUGGAAUUAAACAAAAGAAGCACUUACUCUUUCAAGUUCAAGGAGCCCGAUUUAAGCAGCCUGCGUGAUUUGGUCUCUCAAAUGCACCUAGUAUACAUAAUCAUUUUUGGGAAUAAUUAUGGCAACUUUCUCAACAUCUUGAACCAAAGGGUGGACUAUACAGCUUUGAUCACUUUGGCUCAAUUCUAUGACUUACCCUUGAGGUGUUUCAUGUUCCAUGAUUUUCAGUUAGCACCAAUGUUGGAAGAAUUUGAGCGUCUUGUUAGGAUUCCCAUGAAGAAUAAGCUGUUGUUUGUGGGAGUCGACGAAUCCUUGCAUCUCGAAGUCAUUGUUAAAGCUCUUCACAUGGAUAAGAAAGAGGCUAAGGCUAACCUAGAGGUCAAAGGAAAUACCAAAGGGUUCCCACUAAAAUUCCUUUUGGAAAGAGCUUAUACCUUGAUGAAACCAGAAAGUUGGGAUGCUUGUUACUCUACUAUCGCUUUGGCUAUCUAUGGCAUCAUCUUAUUCCCAAAUAUGGAUGGUUUUGUAGACAUGGCCGCUAUUAGCGUCUUCCUCACAGAAAACCCAGUGCCUGCCUUGUUAGCAGAUGCUUAUUACUAUAUGAACCAUAUAUAUACCAAGAAAAGGGGAAUGAUUGCUUGUUGUGCUCCUCUCUUAUACCAGUGGUUCUUGGAGCAUCUACCAAAGACAUGUGUUUUUGUGGAACAAACAAACACUAGUUUGCCUCAGAGGUUGGGAUCACUCUGA